Messenger RNA from Hyaena hyaena (striped hyena), 2146 nucleotides. RefSeq names its product solute carrier family 41 member 2 (gene SLC41A2). Bases 381 to 2102 code for a protein of 573 amino acids. The record is from RefSeq and is a predicted model, not a curated record. Gene Ontology annotation, biological process: monoatomic cation transport. The transcript is spliced from 11 exons. Gene Ontology annotation, cellular component: plasma membrane. Gene Ontology annotation, molecular function: monoatomic cation transmembrane transporter activity. NCBI's taxonomy places the organism in Eukaryota, Metazoa, Chordata, Mammalia, Carnivora, Hyaenidae.
GCGCGAGGAGGCGCGCGGGCAGGAAGCAGCCGCGGCCGGGGGACUAGGUGAAUGCUCCUUCUGUCCCCCGCCCCGGGCGCCUCGGUCGCGUCUCAGAGGCUGGGUGCCCUCUCCUUAAGGACACCGGCCGGCUCGGCCGCGCUCCCGGGCAGGUGAUAAUGGAGGGGAAGUCUGGGCUUUGGCCGCCGCGCCGGGUUCGGGCGCAUCCCAGAUCCAACCCUCUGUGGAACUUCUAAACAUGUUUUAUUUGUAGAAACAUUAUUUUCUACAAAAUGAAGUCAGCACAUUAAUUGAAACCAGCAUUUGUGUGGUUCUGACUCACCUGCUAUGGUUCAUGAAGCUUGAGAUCUAAGGAGUACAGGGUCUUUUGCGAUGACAAUAUGACUAAUAGUAAAGGAAGAUCUAUUACCAGUAACACAAGUAGUGGUCCAAGUAGUGGAGGAGGUUUCGUAGACUGGACUUUAAGCUUAAAUACGAUUCAGUCUGAUAAGUUUUUAAACUUACUGUUGAGUAUGGUUCCAGUAAUUUACCAGAAAAACCAGGAAGAGAGGCACAAAAAAGCAAAUGGCAUUUGGCAAGAUGGAUUAUCCACUGCAGCACAGACUUUUACUAAUCGAUCUGAGCAGCACAUGGAGUAUCACAGUUUCUCAGAGCAGUCUUUUCAUGGCAACAGUGGGCACACAGCAUCAGGCUGCAGCCCCAAGUACGAUGACUAUGCCGGCUACAACUACUGUGACGGAAGGGACGCUGCAGAAACAGCUGCCAUGUUACAGAAUGAAGACGUGUCUAGCGAUGGGGAUGAAGAUGCCGUUGUGGAAGUAAACCAGAAGUCACCCAAGGAGUCCAGUGGCGUCAUGGCACUGCAGAUACUUGUGCCAUUUUUGCUAGCCGGUUUUGGGACAGUUUCAGCUGGCAUGGUUUUGGACAUAGUCCAGCACUGGGAGGUGUUCAAAAAGGUGACAGAAGUUUUCAUUUUAGUUCCUGCACUUCUUGGUCUCAAAGGGAACUUGGAAAUGACGUUGGCAUCCAGAUUAUCCACGGCAGUAAAUAUUGGGAAGAUGGAUUCACCCAUUGAAAAGUGGAACCUAAUAAUUGGCAACUUGGCUUUAAAGCAGGUUCAAGCAACAGUGGUUGGCUUUCUAGCGGCUGUGGCAGCAAUUAUCCUGGGCUGGAUUCCAGAGGGGAAAUACUAUCUUGACCAUUCCAUACUCCUGUGCUCUAGCAGUGUGGCCACGGCCUUCAUCGCAUCUCUUCUGCAGGGAAUAAUAAUGGUUGGGGUUAUCGUUGGUUCAAAGAAGACUGGCAUAAACCCUGAUAACGUUGCUACUCCCAUUGCUGCUAGUUUCGGUGACCUCAUAACUCUUGCCAUAUUAGCUUGGAUAAGUCAGGGUUUGUACGCCUGUCUGGAGAGGUAUUACUACAUUUCUCCAUUAGUUGGUGUCUUCUUCUUGGCUUUAACACCUAUCUGGAUUAUAAUAGCUGCCAAACAUCCAGCCACAAGGACUGUUCUCCACUCAGGCUGGGAGCCUGUUAUAACAGCUAUGGUUAUAAGUAGCAUUGGGGGCCUUAUUCUGGACACAACUGUAUCUGAUCCAAACCUGGUGGGGAUUGUUGUUUACACACCAGUUAUUAAUGGCAUCGGUGGUAAUUUGGUGGCCAUUCAGGCUAGCAGGAUUUCUACCUACCUCCAUUUACAUAGCAUUCCAGGAGAACUGCCUGAUGAACCCAAAGGUUGUUACUACCCGUUUAGAACUUUUUUUGGUCCAGGAGUGAAUAAUAAGUCUGCUCAAGUUCUACUGCUUCUAGUCAUUCCCGGACAUUUAAUUUUCCUCUACACUAUUCAUUUGAUGAAAAGUGGUCACACUUCCUUAACUGUCAUCUUCAUAGUAGUGUACUUAUUUGCUGCUGUGCUACAGGUAUUUACCUUGCUGUGGAUUGCUGACUGGAUGGUCCAUCACUUCUGGAGGAAAGGAAAGGACCCAGAUAGUUUUUCCAUCCCCUAUCUGACGGCAUUGGGUGAUCUGCUAGGGACGGCUCUGUUAGCCUUAAGUUUUCAUUUUCUUUGGCUUAUUGGCGAUCGAGAUGGAGACGUUGGAGACUAAUAAAUCCUACAAACUGUCCUCAAGUUCUGCAGAGGAAAACACAA